AUGAAGGUCCAUUCUCUUUUCAAUGGAGCAUUUUUGGGCAUCUUGCUCUGCCUCUUUGCUGUGAGCUUCAGUCAUGCUUCUUCAGAGCUCAAUGAGGAAGAUACAUUCAAAGGUUUUCCACAUCCACAUAUACCAGUUUACAAGAAACCACCAGUACAUAUUCCAAAAGUACCAAUCCAUAAGAAACCAUUCCCGCCACAUAAUCCAACUCUAGAGAAGCCACUCCAACCAGACUCAUUCUUUAAGAAACCAGUUCCAGUUUACAAAAAGCCUUAUUAUUCUCAUCCCAUCUUCAAGAAACCACUUCCCCCACCCAUUCCAAUCUAUAAGAAACCACUUCUUCCACCCAUUCCAAUCUAUAAGAAACCAAUUCCUCCAUCCAUUCCAAUCUAUAAGAAACCACUUCUUCCACCCAUUCCAAUCUAUAAGAAACCAAUUCCUCCAUCCAUUCCAAUCUAUAAGAAGCCCCUUCCUCCACCAAUCCCAAUUUUCAAAAAGCCAUUUCCACACCCAGUUCCAGUCUACAAAAAGCCAUUUCCACACCCAGUUCCAGUCUACAAAAAGCCCUAUACUCAUCCAAUUUUCAAGAAACCAUUUCCCAAAAAGCCAUUUCCUCCACCAAUUCCAAAUUAA
Messenger RNA from Ziziphus jujuba (common jujube), 633 nucleotides. RefSeq names its product proline-rich protein 4-like. Bases 1 to 633 code for a protein of 210 amino acids. The transcript has 2 exons. Lineage: Eukaryota; Viridiplantae; Streptophyta; Magnoliopsida; Rosales; Rhamnaceae. The record is from RefSeq and is a predicted model, not a curated record.